Messenger RNA from Trifolium pratense (red clover), 2637 nucleotides. RefSeq names its product RNA-binding protein 24. Gene Ontology annotation, molecular function: RNA binding. The record is from RefSeq and is a predicted model, not a curated record. The transcript is spliced from 6 exons. NCBI's taxonomy places the organism in Eukaryota, Viridiplantae, Streptophyta, Magnoliopsida, Fabales, Fabaceae. The coding region runs from base 383 to 1207 and encodes 274 amino acids.
GGUGGGGUGGGGGCUGCUAUGUAUAUAAUUCAUGUCCUUAUUAUGUAACCUCCUUUCCUCUUUUUUUUUUCUAUCUUUUGCUUUCUCUUCCCUCUCAAUUCUCUCUCUCUUUUUUUUCUCUGACCUAAUUGUCUCUCUUCUAUUCACAUCACCACUCAUCUCCAAAAACACACCAACCACAACCUUGAGAGGAAGAUCCUUCUAAAUUUAGAAUCUUUUUUUCAUAUUCUACAACCCCAUCAACUAGAUCUAUCUAUAGACUUCAUUUUUUACAACAAAAAAAAAUAACACUUGGGAAGUUUUGGCAUAGCUAGCUAUAACUCUAGAGGAUAAUAUUGAAAAAUAUUUAGAAGAUCAUCAUCAAGAAACAAGAAAAUUCAAGAUGACUCCAGUUAAUUUGGCAGGACAAUUUGGUGACACAACAUACACCAAAGUUUUUGUUGGAGGGUUAGCUUGGGAAACUCAAAAGGAAACUAUGAAGAAAUAUUUUGAACAAUUUGGUGAGAUCUUGGAAGCUGUUGUUAUCACUGACAAAGCCACUGGAAGAUCCAAAGGCUAUGGUUUUGUUACUUUUCGUGAGCCUGAUGCUGCUAUGAGAGCUUGUGUGGAUGCUGCUCCAAUCAUUGAUGGCAGGAGAGCUAAUUGCAAUCUUGCUUCUUUGGGUGUCCAAAGAUCUAAGCCUUCAACACCAAAGCAUGGAGGAGGAGGGAGGAACUUUAGGGUAAUGGGUUCUUACCAGACAGGAUUUGGAGGAGUGGGAUCAGCUUUUCCUUCAGCUGCAACCUUCCCUCAUUAUGCCAUCCAGCAAGGGAUACCUUAUAAUGUUUAUGGGUACUCUUCUUACUCACCGGAUUACAGUUACCCUACGAGCUACUAUGGUAUGUACGGUGGAGCAGCAGCACAGUACCCUGUUUAUGGAAAUGGACCAGCUGGAGGAAUGAUGACUGGUGGUGCAGCAGCAGCUGCAGCAUACUAUCCAUAUCUUCAGUAUGGCGAAGGAACUGGCGGUGCAACAACCGGCGGCUACACUUCCGGUCAAGGUUAUGGCGUUAACUACCCACCUCAAGUGUUUCAGUAUUCUCCAAUUGCUUCAACUGGUGGUUAUGCUGCUCAGCAUUAUGGAACACCCAUUUCUCUUGCACCUUCCCCCGCUGCCCUACCAUCAGGCGUGACAAUGGCUCUACAAGCUCCAAUUCCUCAUCGUUAGAGACUCAUAUAUCAUAUCAAUGAUCUCAAAAAAAAUCACUAGCUGUGUCAAAACUUCCCAAGUUAUUGCUUCUUGAAGUCUCUUAUAUCAUCAAUCAACCUUUGGCCUAACCAUGGUGUUCUCUCAUCCUUCACACACACACACACACACUUUUCACUAACACCAAAGAAAAAAGCCCAUCAAUGGAAUUUGGGCUUUUCCACUCAUCAUCAUCAUAGGCCCCCCAUAGGGGCCCAAAGGUUUCCUCUCCAUAUAAUUUGGAGAGUCAUGCUCAUGCAUUGUCCCAUAUUUUCAAGAAAAAAAAGUUGCAUUGGUUCCUUGAAGAGAACCAAAAUGUUUAAUCACCAACAAAAGCUAUAGGAAAUAGCUUUAAGUUGGGAAAAGAAUGGAAAAACUUAGCCCUUGGAAAGGCUAAACCAAAAAAAAAAAAAAAAUCAUCUUAUUAAUUAACUUUAGCCCAUGGAGGGCAAAGUGAAAGUAAUAAAGAAUGGUUUUUCAAAAAUUGUAAAUUGAAGAAUCUCACAAAUAGGUAUAGCUCAUCAAUUUGAAAUUAAGCUAGUUUAGAAAUGGGUAUCCCCUUUAAUUAAUUGCUAAUCACACCUCUUUGGAUAAAGAGGAAAAUUUAGCAAUUAAGGGACAUUGGAUGUCCCAUCUUUUUUGUAUGGUAACAUCUAGCUAUAGUGUUAUAGUCUUUAGUGUUAAUUAGGAUUAGGAUUAGGAUAAGUCAUGUUUAUCAAAUUAAUUUUUAUAAAAAGAAGGGUUUAACCAACCAACAAAUUAACCAUCUUUCCUUUGGGUAAGGAGAGAAAAUAACUUUUUUUUUUCUUUAUGUAAAUUUCAUUGUGGCUAAACUAUGGGAGUUUAAGCCCAAUUUAGUUAUUUUUAGGAGGGAAGUAAUUUUUUUACUUUCCCAAUUAGCAUAUAUGUAGUACAUUUCAUCAUCAUUUUGAGACCUACAUCAAUAGAAUGUGGAACUCAAAAACACUUGCAUAUGUAAUCUAGGGAGAUAUUUGGCUUCCCUUGGGUUACUUCACUUUGCUCACCAACCAUGGUUAGGGACAUAGGUGAAUUAAUGAGAAUCUCAUCAUCACUCUUACUUUGUUUCUCUCUAUCUCUCCAUUUCUCAAUCCUCUUCAUUUCUCUUCCUUUGUCUAUGGCAACUUUUAAAUUGAGAUGGACCUUAAUUAAUACUCUUUUAAUUUUAUGUUUAAGCCUAUAUGGUAUUUGGAUUGUAAUUAGGAAAUCUAAAGUAGGAGGAUUAAUUCAUUCCCUAUCCAUAUGCUGGAUGAGAAUGGAUUUACUACUUAUUCUACUAUGCAUUUAAUUUCUUAUAUUAUGUUUGCAUCAAUCAACAUGUGUCAAGAAGUUAAUGCUUUCAAGCAAUGUUAAUCUUUUUGUUAUAUGUCAAUUGAUGAUUUUCCUUAGUUUUA